GCACCCGCUGCACCCGCUGCACCCACCCUGCGGCCGUGGUCAACAUGAAGAGUGACCCCUGACCGCGUCCUGUGGCCCUGGCUGGCCUCGCCGCCGGCCGGGCUGCCCCGCGCAGCGCGCAUCGCGCAGAAUCCCAUAUUCCUGUGAUAGCACCAAGACUGCCCCUUUGUAUUCCACGUCUGUGAUAGCGGACGAAGACAGUUAGUGUGAGAGUGUUUUUGUAGCUCAACGUGAAGUGGAGAGCCCCGCGCUCCCCGGACGCCCCAUCCACGUGAAACGGUGCGGGAGAUGGGGAGUUCCGGUAAAAAGGCGAUCGGCGGCAGCAUCCACCGUAUCCGUGAAUUCGAGUUGGAGAAGGUGAACCUGGCCGAGGAGUUCGACAUCCUGCAGAUCGUCGGCGAAGGAUGGUUCGGCAAGAUCCUGCUGGCCGAGCACCGGGCCACGGGCCGCGAGGCCGUGCUCAAGGCCCUGCCCAAGCCCUACACCGCGCUCAAGGACUUCUACCGCGAGUUCCACUACUCGCUGCACCUGGGCGCGCACCGGUCCAUCAUCACCACGCAGGACGUGGCCUUCGAGACGGCCGGCUUCUACGUGUUCACGCAGGAGUACGCGCCCCUCGGCGACCUCACCGCCAACGUCUCCGAUAACGGCAUCGGCGACCUGCACUCCAAGCGCGUCGCCAAGCAGGUCGCCUCGGCGCUGGAGCACCUGCACUCGCGGGACCUGGUGCACCGCGACGUCAAGCUGGACAACGUGCUGGUGCUGCGGUCCGACUUCUCGCGCGUCAAGCUGUGCGACUUCGGCGAGACGCGGCGGGCCGGCACACUGGUGACGCGGCGCCACGAGUGGCUGCCCUACUCGCCGCCCGAGGUGCUGCUCACCGACACCGACCAGACGUACAAAGCCGAGACGUCCCACGACGUGUGGCAGUUCGCCGUGGUGGUGUUCGUGUGCCUGACGGGGUGCUUGCCGUGGCAGAAGGCCGCCCCGGACGACCCCCGGUACGCGCGCUACGUGUCCUGGCGCGCCGCCGCCUCCAUGCCCUUCCUGCCGGCGUCGCGACGCCCCAAGCUGUGGCGGCUCAUCUCGGCGCGCGCCCAGCGCAUGCUCAGGAACUUCCUGGAGCCGCGCGCCGACCGCCGGCCGGCCAGCCUCGGCGAGCUGCAGCGGUACCUGGACGACCGCUGGGUGGCCAAGGGCAGCGGCGACAAGAAGGAGGAGGGCGUUGAGGACGACGGCCUCUGCCCGUCCAUGUAUUCCUUCCACUCGUCCGUGGAAGAGAAGAACAAGCUGCUGGCCACGCUGUCCGAGUGCGGCAUCGAGACCACGGUGGACCGCGGUGCAAAGAAGGACCGCAUCCACCAGUGGGUGCAAUCCUCCGUCAUCGCCGAGGACGACGAGGAGGGCGAGUCCGAGGACGGCGACCUCGAGGGCGAGAGCUGGGAGGAGGAGGAGUCCCAGCCCCGGCCCAGGCCGCGCACGGGGAGGGUGGGUGUUGGCCGCGUUCGGCCCUGGUUCGGACGCGCCGUCCUGCAGCCGCUGGAGUAUUCGCGGAGCACGGCUCACUCUGUUCUGUCUCUGUCUCUCUCUGUCCGCAGGGCCAGGGUGACGUGGAGCAGGCGACCACGUCAUCGGCGUCAUCGGCUGGCCCGGUGGCGCAGCCACAGCCUCCCCCCCGCAGCGCGGCCAGCGGCACGUCCAGGGUGUCCUCGGUGUCCUUCGCGGACAGCCAGCCGGGGCCCGGCCCGCAGCGGCCCACUGCCGCCACCCGCUCCAACGGCACCCCCAAGUCCGGCCCUUCCAGAUCCGGCACCCAUUCCUCCGGCCGGACGGCCAACGCCAACCCCAAAGACAGCCCCUACUCGAGCGGCAGGGUGCCCAACGGCGUGGCCAAGCCGUCCAACGGCAACCCCAAGGAUGACCCGUACGCCGCGGCCACGGCGGCCACGGCGCGGACGCCCAACGGACUGCCCAGCGGCAGCGGCAAGGGCCGCACCGCGCCCGCCGGCAGGGCGACCAACGGCAAGAUGGUGAACGGCAGGACGGCGAGGGAGCCGCAGCCCCAGCCACCGCCACAACAGCAGCAACAGCCGCACACCGCUUCCGGCGAGUCAGGCAGCAGGUCCGGCAGUCACUAGCCCCAACAGUCCUACAGUACUCUUUGGUACUACUGUACCGUACUGUAGGACUCCACUGACUCCACGACCGGCGGCCGGCGCGGCGGUCUGCAGCCGCUUCCACGGGCUGAUGUGCUGACGAGCUGAGGAGCUCCACUUCGGCAAGCGGCAAGGCCCGGCCAUCCUGACAGGGCGGCGGCGCCUUGCUCACAGUCAGUGCGAAAAAAAACAAUCUGUGGUAUUUUUUUAAAAUUCAAUUUUGCGAACGCGUCUUUGAAUCCAACUAAUGUUUCUUGCAGCUCACCCCUCCCCCUUUCACUUUCAGUCCCCUCAUCAAGUCAUGGCCAGGGAUGGAUGUUUGCCGUCUGCAGUCGGCGAAGAGCAUUGCUUGGCGGGAGUGCAUUCUCAUUCUCACGGAAAGAACGGGGUUUUGAAACAUGCUGUAACUUCUAAAUAUGAUGACCACUUCGUGGCUGAAAUUUUCUUUUUUACUGAAAGAAAAAGCUAAUUAAAAGAAUGAUUCUUUUCAUGACGAUGACUAUCUAGUGUCAAUAUUCUCCAAAUCAAGACUGCUCUCAUUUUGAAUGGAACAUAGUGUAUAAAAAGUGUAAACAGGAUGUCUGUUCCGUAUAAGAUAUUUAAUACAUUAAGCAAUUCGGUAAGUUAAUAUUGUGUAAUCGCUUCGUUGUUUGAAAAUAGAGAAUGAUGUUCAACAUUGUGA
Messenger RNA from Thrips palmi, 2838 nucleotides. Its product is annotated as serine/threonine-protein kinase SBK1. Bases 289 to 2034 code for a protein of 581 amino acids. The transcript is spliced from 6 exons. Gene Ontology annotation, biological process: peptidyl-threonine phosphorylation; peptidyl-serine phosphorylation. NCBI's taxonomy places the organism in Eukaryota, Metazoa, Arthropoda, Insecta, Thysanoptera, Thripidae. The record is from RefSeq and is a predicted model, not a curated record. Gene Ontology annotation, molecular function: protein serine/threonine kinase activity; ATP binding.